This is a messenger RNA of Talaromyces rugulosus, 1395 nucleotides long. RefSeq lists its product as uncharacterized. The record is from RefSeq and is a predicted model, not a curated record. Gene Ontology annotation, molecular function: nucleic acid binding; RNA-DNA hybrid ribonuclease activity. The transcript has a single exon. Bases 1 to 1395 code for a protein of 464 amino acids. Gene Ontology annotation, biological process: DNA replication, removal of RNA primer. Lineage: Eukaryota; Fungi; Ascomycota; Eurotiomycetes; Eurotiales; Trichocomaceae.
AUGCUGAAGUCCACCCCGUUAGGACCGCUUAUAAGGGAGGCAGCUCUGGAACCAGCAGAGGCCCUAUUAGAUAGUAAACAGCGGCGGUAUGCCCUGAGACUCCUAGGACUUCCCCAGGGGCAUCCAGCAGCAGAAAUACUCCCUAUAACGCUUAGGGAGGGAGACGCCCAUGCACAGCCUGGAGAGCAGCCACUAGAAGACCGAGCUUGGGCAACACCAACCCGCCGAGGCCCCUGGAAGCUGGGCAUGGGCCUGGCCCGCAGGCUACGAGAGGCCUUGACCGCCGACCCCUCCCAGGGCUUUGAGCGUACAAUAGAGCCUGGUAAUAGGUCUAUACCACUAGAUUUCAGGAUAGACUCCCCUGAAACCGCUAUGCAAUUAGCCUCAGACCCCCUAAGUGGGAUAGGGAACACCGACCUUUACUCAGACGGUUCUAGGUUAGACGAUCAGCGCGUAGGCGCUGCAGUAGCUUAUAAGCCACUUAUUGGCCCCUGGAGGUCGCGCCUAGCUCCCCUGGGCGCAGGCUUCGAAGUCUUUGAUGCAGAACUAAUAGGAGUAGUCGAAGCCCUAGAGUGGGCGCUGGCAGAGAAUCUUAUAGGGCCAAUUAGGGUGUUUUUAGACGCCCAGGCCGCUAUAAGCAGGCUCCAGCAUACCCGGCCUGGCCCAGGGCAAGCCCUAGCGCUGCGGGCACACGACCUAGCCGGGGAACUACAGGCCACCGGCCGCAGGGUUACCAUAUGCUGGGUGCCAGGCCAUAAAGGGGUCCCAGGCAACGAGGAGGCCGAUAAGGCCGCUAAGAAAGCUGCAGGGAGGCCCUGUACAGGCAAGUACUCAGGCAUCUCACUGGCCCAUGCCCGGCGGGCAUGCACCGAGACUUAUAGCGCUAUCAAGGCCAACUGGCUCACUGCAAAGCUUGCAAGACGCACCCAACAGGUAGGCCAGGCCUACCAACCCCCCCGGGGAUGGAAGCUUGACCCAAUAGUGGCAAGCACCCCCAAGCACCUGGCGCGGCGGUAUUACCAAUUCAAGACCGGCCACACCCCAAUCGGGGCCUAUCUGCACCGAAUCAAGGCCCGAGACUCCCCUAAUUGCUUGGGGUGCUCUAGGGGGACUGAGACGGUAAGACACCUUCUUACAAACUGUCGACAGUGGUGCCACCAGCGGGAAAAACUAUAUGCCGGCUUGGCCGAAGCGGGGGUAAAGGCCCCGCAGGAUAGCGAGCAGUGCCCCGAAGCACGCCUAUUCCAGGACCCAAAGGCCACUACAGCGCUGCUGGCGUUUAUAGGGGCCAUUAGGGAGCGAGAGGAUAACCAACAGGCCUGGGAGCAGGCCUAUAAGACUGAUAAUUGGGGCAUUGAGGCCCUGGAUGAGGGAGAGCGAGAGGGGGAAGGAUAG